AUGUAUACGUUCGAAAAAAAAAGAGAAACAUACUUCACAAAAGCUAUUUAUGCGUAUGGAAUAUGUAAGAACAUAUACAACCCGUUUCAUUUAGUAGAUGAAAAUUGCAUUUUUUACUGUAUAGGAUCUAAUGGAGUUAUACAUUCUGUUAGAGAAAAAAAGCAAAGAUUUUUACUUAGUGAUGAAAAGAGUUAUGGUAUUAUCUGUCUGGGCAUAAGCAAUGAUAAGAAGUUACUAGCAUUAGGAGAAAAAUCGAUAGGAAAACCUUUCGUUUCAAUAUAUACAAAUAAUUGUAAGCUUAUUAAAAGAUUAACAUUAGAAAUUGUAGAUAAUGAAAGUAAAAUUGUGAACAUAUCAUUUUCUUCAAAAAAUAAAUACCUAUAUUGUAUAACUAAUGGAAGUACCAAAAGCUUAUUUUUGUGUUAUGAUUGGUUCCAGGAAAAGUUAAUUUUUAGUAAAAUUUUUCCUCCAACUAUUUUUUGUGAUAUUUGUGAAAUUUUUUUGAAUGUCCAGAAUUCAUCAUACAUUGCUUUGCUGUCAAUAUGUAACGUCAAAAAUACGAAAGAUCAAAAUGGGGGCUGUGAGUCGAAUGAAAGCGCAAUUGCAAUGUUUGAAGCAAAUGUCAAUAAGGACCCAGAUGUGAACAAGAACCCAGAUGUGAACAAGGACCCAGAUGUGAACAAGGACCCAGAUGUGAACAAGAACCCAGAUGUGAACAAGAACCCAGAUGUGAACAAGAACCCAGAUGUGAACAAGAACCCAUAUGUGAACAAGGACCCAGAUGUGAACACGGGUACAACUCAUUAUAAUGGGUUGCAACUAGACAUGGGGGAAGAAUCUACCAUAAGAAAUCAAGAGGGCAAUAAAACUCCUAAUGAGGAUAAGAGAAUGGAAGAAAAGAAGAAGAGAGAAACAUUCCAAAGUGGAUUAUCCAAAGAGAGACAUGUAUUUCUGUAUCAUAAUGUCGAGAGAAACUUAGUAGAAAUAAAAAUAAAAAAUAAAAAACUAGAAAAAAUUGACCAAAAUUUUACUAAUUGUUGUUGGUUACGAGAUGGUGUUUUAUUGCUAACGAAUAAAAAUAAUAACUUAAUUUUUUAUGAUAUUAAGAAAGAAAAACUGAAGAUAUUUAACAAGCAUGUAAGUAACAAAAACAUUAUGAAGAUUAUUUCUCUGACAAGGGGAUUUCUCCUAUUCGACAACGAGUUUAUAUAUAUUUAUGAGAAAUCAUCCGACUUGAGCAAUAAUUUAUGUUAUUCAGUAAAAUAUUCCAUACGAUUUAACUAUUGUACUUUGUUGAAUAGUUAUUGUUUGGUUUCUUCUUGUGAAAGAUUUUUGUAUUUUUUGUCUCAAGAUGGAAAUUUGAAAAAGCUCGAUAUGUCUAAAGGGAGAUGCAGCAAUACAGGUGAUUCCAAUGAAGAACUUAUGGAGGCGCAAUUGGAAGAUGGAAAAGGUGUCGAAUUGGAAGAUGAAAAAGGUGUCGAAUUGGAAGAUGGAAAAAGUGCCUUAUUGGAAGAAGGAAAAAGUGCCUUAUUGGAAGAAGGAAAAAGUGCCUUAUUGGAAGAAGGAAAAAGUGCCUUAUUGGAAGUUGAUAAUCCAAACGUUUUUAAAAAUAAUGAGAAGCAUGCCGAAAUGGUGCUAGAGGAUAUGAGUCCUGCCAAGAUAAACGACUUUGAUGUGUGCUUAAAACACCCUUUAAUAAUAAUAUGUUAUGAUGAUAAUAUGAUAAAAAUUAUUAAUUAUAAGAAGAAGGAAGUAGUAAUGAGGAAUUCAUUUAAUAAUGAACCUUUGCACUUAUCAGUUCAUUGUUCAGGUCACUUACUUCUGGUAGCCUUUACAGAUAAGUUGAGAUUAUUUCACAUAUUGUAUAACAAAUUAAAAAUAAGAAAAGAAUUUUUUUUAAAAAAUUGUUCAUGUUGUAAAUUUUCAAAUGGUGGAAGUUUCAUGGCUGUGUCUAAAAUUUCAACUUUAUAUAUAUACAAAACGUAUACAUACGAACUUUUCUAUGUGUUGAAAUCUCAUGUGAAUUAUAUCACCGAUUUAGUAUGGAGUUGUAACGACUUUUCUAUAUUAUCAAUUGGGAAAGAUGGGUAUUUAUUUGAGUACUCUCUAUACAAUAAUGGAAAUAAAAGUAUGGAGAUUAUGCAAAAAGAAAAGAAAUUUUUAAGUAUCGAUUUAGAAUUUUUAAAUGAGAAAAAUAGAAAAAAUGAAAGUGAUAAAGAAAAUAAUGCUAGUCUUUCCACUCAAGGAAAAUAUGGAAAUGAAUAUAAAAGUUUCAAUAAUUUCCAAACAAAUGAAAUGAAAAAUGUGUACGUUUCUUGUGAUGAUAAAACUGUGAAACAAUUUUGUAAUUCUAAGAUUGAAUGUAUUUUAGAAUCAGAAUAUAAUAUUGAUAAAAUAUUACUAUAUAAAAAUAAAUUCUUAAUUGCUACAUUUUACAAUGGUUAUUUUUGUAGAAUUCGAUUUUAUAUGUUACCUCUCUCUGGGUUAUACUUAGAAAUCCCUUGUCAUAUAAUGAAUUGUGUUAAUUUGAAAUUGGAUAUAAAUAGGGAGUUGCUGUUUAGUUGUUCUAGAGAUGGUUCUAUAUACAUUUUCUCGAUAGAAAAAAUGGAUACUAGUUUUUUUUCGUCCAAUAAUUGUGUAACCUUGAAUGCAACUGAAUGUUCUUCUCAGAGUGGUAAUGAAUAUGUUACAGGAGGAACAACGGUACACACAAGGAAAAGUGAGGAAGAUCACAAUGGAGUGAAUUUAGAAAAAGGAUCAAUUAGAAGCAGUGAAAAUGACACGACUAAUGUAUACAGAGAAAAUUUGAUGGAGAAAGGGGCGUUACUGUGUGGUAAUGCUGGUUUAAGCAGAAAAGAAAAAAAUUCACAGAAUGUGUAUUUUUCAGAUGAACAAAAAAAAGGAGAAAAAAAAUUAAGCUUGUCCGAUUUGAGUUUAGAAAAGCCAGAAAAGAAAAAUAAUAAUAAGAGUUUAUUAGGGUUGAAUACAAAUAAGAAAAUGAAAAAUAACUUUCUACUGUAUGAUUUAGACAACAAAACGAAUUACAUUCUACAUGAAGAUGAAAAAGAAAGCGAUGAUAUUUUAAUCGACUUUUAUUAUGUACAGAAAAAGAAUAAUGAAUAUUUAGAAUUACAGAAAAAAAUUACAAAUUUGAAAAACCAAAUGCAACUAGAAAUGAAAAAUAAAGAAUCGAUUCAUAAAUCCGAAAUGAACAAAUUGGAUAAGGAAAAAAAUGUAGAAAUAAAAAAAUUGAUAAAAAUAAAUAAAAACAUAAUAAAAGAAAAAGACAAAGUAGAGAAAACAUGUAAAGAGGCUCUAUACGAGUUGGAGGAAAAACAUACCUAUUUUGUAAAUCAGUUAAAUUCACAAUUUUAUUUAACUAAUAAAAUAUGUGAAGAGAAGUUUCUAAAAAUAGAAGAAGAGUUUAAUUUGUACAAAAAAAAUGCGACAAAAGAAAUUUUAGACUUAAAAAAUGAACAUGAAAUGAAUAUAACACAACUGAUUAUGGAUAAAAAUAAGGAAAUAAAAAAAAAAAAUGAUGUUAUAGAAAAUUUUAAGCAUCUAUAUGAAAACUUGCAAAAAGAAAAGGAAGAGUACAUAAAACAAAUGGAAGAAGAUGUCGAUGAAGAAAUUUUAAUAAUAACCAAAAGAUAUGAACAACAAAUUGAGGAGUUGAAACAGGAUAAAUACGAUUUAAUGGGUAAAUUUAAAUUGUAUGAACAUAUAGAAGGGGAACUGAAGGAAAAUAUUCAGGUUCAGAAGGAAAAAUUUGUCAAAAAUAAUAUCACUGCCAAGAGGCUACAGGAGAAUAUUGACCAUUUAAAGGGAGAAGUAACGAAUCUAAAAGACAACAUUUCAGAGAUGGAAAAAGAAAUAGAAUUAAAAAACAAUGAUAUUAAUAAAUUAAAUAAAAAAAAUGAAGAAUUAGAAAAAUUGAAAAUUGUAUUAACUCAAAAGAUAAAAGAUUUGGAAUCCAAUUUAUCCCCGAAAGAUUCGGAAAUAAAAAUCAUGAGAGAAAAGAUUAAUGAAAUGUCAAAAUGUUUUGAAAAUAAUCAUAAGAAAACUGUUAGUUUGCACAUUGAAAUUAAUGAAUAUAAAAUGAAAAUAAAAGCAUUGCACGACGAUUUACUAAAUAAUAAUAAAACGAUUGGGAAUUAUGAAAAGAUACUGAAAAAUAUACAAGAACACAUUAGGGAGUGCUAUUUGCAUCUGCAUGAUAAGAAAAUCUUCAAUUCUUCUUUUUUGAAUUUAUACAACAAAUUCCAUAAAGUCAACGACGUAAAGAAUUACGACACCAAAAAUGUUUUUUCUGAAUAUAUCAGACAAAAGGAACAUCUCGAAAAUAUGAUAGAAGUGUUAAAGGACAAAUUGGAAAAAGAAUCGGAAGCAUUCCGCACUGAAAAAAUAAAAAUGAUGAAUGAAAAUUCCCUCCUCCUCAAGGAAAUAAACGACUUGAAGGUGGACUUGAAUUUUUUGAAGGCAGAAUGUCACGACGCUCAACUGCUCAACAGAAAAGCUCAGUUUUUGAGCAAGUACAACAAGGGGAAGAAGGUGCAGGGAGCGAAAACGGGUCAUGAGGGGACAUAA
Plasmodium gonderi is the source of this 4587-nucleotide messenger RNA. RefSeq lists its product as hypothetical. Bases 1 to 4587 code for a protein of 1528 amino acids. Gene Ontology annotation, molecular function: protein binding. The record is from RefSeq and is a predicted model, not a curated record. Lineage: Eukaryota; Apicomplexa; Aconoidasida; Haemosporida; Plasmodiidae. The transcript is spliced from 2 exons.